AUUGCUUUUUAUUUGCUUAUCGUUGAUUUUCAGACCUAAAUGAUAUCGUGAGAAAUUAUUUAAGAAGUUUAAAAGACUUCACGAAGAAUGUAUAUCGAAUUACACUCGAGAAAACACGAAGCACUUCAAGGCGAUGACGUGAAUUGGUUGAACACGAAAGAGGUUAACGUUGUAGUUUCUACAUCAGCUUUGUUUAGUUGCCUUUUAAUGACCUACAUAGAGAAAUAAAGUAUGUAUGUAAGUAGUAUUAACGGAUUAAAGAUAAAUUUCUGCAACAAAAUAUGGUUUGAUCGAUUAAAGUAGCCCUGGCCCGUUUUACCUCCUUCCRUAAAAUCAACAUGUGAGCAGCGUGUAUGGAGCGAAUUACCUCACAGACGAGCCUAGCCUGCCUAGAGGUGAAGGCUAAGACGAGCCCUAUGCCUGGAGUGAUGCUCGUAAAACAUAAGACGGGCCAUGCUAACAGAUUCACUAGUUUGAAUACACUUGUAAGAAAUAAAAGAGUAGUAACACAAGCACAGUAACAGUACAAUGAAAGGAAACAACUAUAAAAACAAAACUGUCUUUUUUCUAUUUUUUCCUCUAGCUCUUUGCUUUCCUUGGUGUUAUAAAUUGUUUGCUGYGCUAAAUAUCAUAACAUAUUGCAAUGCUCAUAGUAUUAGUACUAACACUACUCAAAUUGCCCUGUGUCAUUUGGUGACCCCUUUUUUCAUCGGACAACGUCUUCUUUUCGUGACGUCAAGACCUGAGAAGCACCGGUAUAUACCUGACUCCAUCUUUCCAAAUUGUCAUGGGUUCGCGUGUUUGGUGUUUACAUAGCGGGAUUUUAUCAACGCCCAAACGUUUAGAUACUUGCUAAGAUACCAGCAAGCUAAGGAUAUCAUCCAAUAAGACAAAGUGUCUUAAAUCAGACCUUCGUGGAAUAGCUGUGGAGAUCUGUCUAUGAGAUAGGGGAUCACUGCAUCUGUGCAUCAUGUACAACGUUGCAGAGUCUUUGAUUCAUCACGUUAAAAUCCGACAGGCUGACCACCACAUCGUGAUCAGGCUAAAGAUUCGUUUCGAUGCAAUGGAACGACCAAGAAGAAACAACAACGGUCUAGACGUGUCAGAUAUUAAUGAGCUGCUAUUACGGCAAAAAGAUGUUACUGAAGAAAGUGAAGAAAAACAAGACGAACCAUUGCCCAAAUAUGGAUCUGCUGAUGAGUUUUAUGAUCUAGAAGAAGAGAUAGGAAAAGGAGCAUAUGGAAUCGUUAAAAAGUGUAUCGACAAGCGUACGAAGCAAGAAUGUGCUGCAAAGAUCGUAAAGACGUCGAAUUCUAAAGUGCGGAAAGAAACAAUGCGAGAAAUUGAACUGAUGAUUAAACUUGAAUCUCACGAAAAGUUAGUGGCUUUACUGGACGCCUAUCACACGCCGUUUGAAAUCGUUAUGAUUCUAGAACUUGUAUCUGGAGGUGAGUUAUUUGAGAGAAUCGUAGAGGAAGACUACCUGAUGGAGGAAGAUGCUAUAGAUUAUGUUCAUCAAGUACUGCAAGGAUUAAAGUACAUGCACAGCAAAAAUAUAGUACACUUGGACCUUAAGCCAGAAAACAUUCUUUGUGUCAGCAAAGACUCUAUGAACAUCAAGCUGGUCGACUUUGGUUUGGCACAACAACUGAAAGAGGAUGAAGAUGUCAAAUCUUCGUACGGAACCCCCGAUUUUGUUGCUCCUGAAGUGAUUCGGAUGAAACCCAUUACAAAAGCAAGUGAUCUUUGGAGUCUUGGGGUAGUUACUUACGUAUUAUUAAGUGGUCUCAUGCCAUUUUCUGGAGACAACGAUAAAGACACUCUUAUCAAAGUGGCAAAGGCGGAUUGGGACUUUGAUGAUGAUUGUUUUGAUGAGUUGUCGGAAGAAGCCAAGGAUUUCAUUGAAGAUUUGCUGCAAAAAGAACCCAGUGAACGCCUAACUAUAGAGGAGUGUCUAGUACAUCCAUGGAUUGUGAAUCAAAAAAAAGUAGCGAACAAAAUCGAUACCGUAAAACAUAAAUCGUUCCUGGCUAAAAGAAGAUGGAAAAAAUCCAUCAACGCCCUUGUGGCUGUACGGCGUAUCUCUUCCUUGUUACCUGGCCUAACUAACCGUAGGCCUUCCAUGGAUUCUGCCAUCGAAGCUGCCAGAAAGGCAGGAGCUCUUCAUGAUUCUGAAGAAAGAAAAAAUUCUGUACCAACUACGUUCCCUAUAAGAAAAGGAGACGAGAAGAAAAAUGGACUUUGCGUUGAUGGCGAGAAACUUCUUGAUGUUAGGCGACCGAGAUCUAGCACAGUGGGUGGCGAAAAACAUCUCACCGUAGAUGGAAGUCAGGGCACUUUUAGCUUGGCGAAAGAGGAUAAGAUCAAAAAAGAAAUAAAUAAUAAUGAUUCAAGAACUCGUAGCGGUUCGUUGCAGCAAAAUUUAUUGAGUGGCAAAUCAAAAAAGGAGUCCCCAUUUCCAGUGCCUCAUGAAGAAAUUGUCUUAAAGAUCAACUCUAAGGAUCUGCAUUCAAGCACAAAUUACGAAAGGAGUACGAAAGGUCUUGAUCUUGCGAUCACUGAGGCCAAAACUGCGAAUAUGAGUCACUUACCCAAUGAGRUGACUGUACGAUUAAAUAGUAAUUUGAAUCCCGAUGAUAAUGAUACAAUUCCAUCGAUUGUAUUAAAUGACGAGGAUUGUCCUCUCUCACCAGAUAUCGCAUCUCCAAGAAAAAAUUCCUCAGAAAAUUUCUUCAUGUCCCACGAAACAAUCGUGGAUAGCUCAUCGUAUAUUGUAGACUCGUGGUCUAUUCGUGAAUCACGGCAGCAUACGAACGCUGAACAUCGAAAUAAUCCAGAUUCUUCCAAGGUGUGUACUAUACGCACGGUAGAUCAGAAAGGACAAACAAUUACGGUAAAGCUUGAUGGCUUCAGUUCAGUUGAACUACCAGCGAACAAAUCAACAUGUAGCCAAAUGAGAAGGGCAUCCACUGGAUCAGAGGCAAUUGAAUUUUUUCAGCCUAAGAUAAGUUCAGGCUAAAAUCAGAAAUUACUGGGAAAUUUUUUUUUGCACAGUCAAAUACCGGUACGUACACCUGCUUGACCAGAGGUUUGAAAACUAAAAGGCCUUGGAAUGUAGCUGCAAAUGAUUGCCAGGAAAAGUGAUCUAAAACUUGGAGUCUCCAGUUGAUGUUGAUAUCACUUUAUAUCUGACAGAAGGGUUCUACUGUAAGACUAUACUAUAAUUUAGUGUUGCUCUCUUAUCAGGGGCACCCAAACACUAAACACUAUAUUAGUGAUAUAUUGUAAAAUAUAUAUUAUUUGGAUAUUAUCAGAAUUAUUGRACAUACAAGUAUAUUAUAUGCGCCAAAUUAUCUAUAAUUAUUUUGUUUUGCGUGCUACAAACUUAAGAACGUUAUAUGCCUUGGCCUUGAUUUAGUCAAGUCUAUGAAAAUCCUAGCGCAGAUUGUCUCGAAUGAGAAAUAGCUAUUAUUGUACUGACAGGUGAGACUGCAAUAGAGAGUAAAUUGAGGUACAAUUUAUAACAAUCUGAAACCAGUUGACUAGUUAACAUUAGUGGAAGGAAGUGGUUUAUAGUAGUAGUAACACUUUAUUUCAAGAGGGGACCGUAAUUACAGAAAACUGUACUCUCCCUUCGUAUUAGUUGUCCUCCAAAUUGAGCUGCGUUGGGAGCUGCUGCAAGGAGUCUGUAGGCAAUUAACGUUCUUGAAUAUCGAAAUUACCCAUCACUGUUUAAGUGACUCUAGCUUCUAUUAAUACUUACCGACUUUAAAUUAGCUCGCCCUAGCUCAAAAUAGUUGAAUUGAACCCACGCGCGCUAGAUUGCAAAAAAAUUGCUGUUAAGAAAUAGAAAUAAACUGACGAUAUGUUUAAAAGAA
Actinia tenebrosa (Australian red waratah sea anemone) is the source of this 3878-nucleotide messenger RNA. Its product is annotated as myosin light chain kinase, smooth muscle. The record is from RefSeq and is a predicted model, not a curated record. Gene Ontology annotation, molecular function: ATP binding; protein serine/threonine kinase activity. Lineage: Eukaryota; Metazoa; Cnidaria; Anthozoa; Actiniaria; Actiniidae. Gene Ontology annotation, cellular component: nucleus. Gene Ontology annotation, biological process: protein phosphorylation; positive regulation of apoptotic process; intracellular signal transduction.